AUGGAAAUUUUGAAUAAAGAAAAGCCAAGAAAUUUAUGGAAAGGAGUUGAUUCGAAAAAAUAUCAUGUUCAUGUUACAAUUUCUACUAUUGAUUCAGCUACCAAAUCAGAAGAGAUUGAUGAUAAAGUAAUCUAUAUGGAUGAAAUAGAAAAAAGAAAAGAAGCAUAUGGCAUAUGUGGAGAAUGUAAUGAACCUGGUACAGGAGAAAAUUGGUGUCAACCUUGUAAUGCAAAAAGAUUUGAAGAAAAUUUUAAAAAUUGGACUAGUGGAAAUAAAGAUAUUGAUGAAUUAAUACAAUAUUCACAACUUAAUGCUGUAUAUUAUCUUAAAUGCCUUGAAUGGAUACCUUUUGAGAAUUUACAAAAUGUUACUUAUAUUACCAGAGGAGGCUUUAGUAAAAUUUAUUCAGCUGAAUGGCCUGAAGGAUAUAUUUGGCAUUGGGAUAUUGAAAAUCAAAAAUGGGAAAGAAACAUAAAUUGUAAAGUUGCAUUAAAAAGUUUGGAUAAUUCUUCUGAAAUUUGUACUGACUUUAUAAAUGAGAUCAAAUCUUAUCUUCAGAUUUAUAUUCGGAAUAUUGUUUACUGCUAUGGAAUAACACAGGAUCCAAAUACCAAAGAUUAUAUGAUGGUCUUAUUUUAUUGUGGAAAUGGAAAUUUAAGAAAUUACUAUUUAAAUAGUUCUUCUGACACUAUAAAACUUUAUAAUUUAUCAAGAAUUGCAAAUGGACUGUUAAGCAUCCAUAAUGCUGAAAAAGUUCAUAAAGAUUUUCAUUCAGGUAACAUAUUAGAUACUCUAUAUAUAAGCGAUUUAGGAAUGUGUCAACCAGUAAAUAAUAAAGAGAAAUCAGAUAAAAAAGAAGGAGUUUAUGGAGUAUUACCUUAUAUGGCACCAGAAGUUUUACGUGGAUAUCAAUAUACAAAAGCAUCUGAUAUUUAUUCAUUUGGAAUAAUUAUGAAUGAGUACCUUUCUGAAGAAAUUCCUUUUAAUGAUAUUCCUCAUGAUCAUAUUUUAGCUGUUAAAAUAUGUAAAGGACUAAGACCAAAAAUUUUUGAAAAUAUUCCAAAAUUUCUUGUAGAUUUAAUUACGAAAUGUUGGGAUGCUAAAGCAGAAAAUAGACCAUCUGCUAAAGAAUUGUAUCAAAUAUUAAAUAAAUGGAAAGAAACAACAUGUGAUAAUGAAAUUUAUUUUCAAAUGAGGGAAUAUUAUACAAAAACUAGAGAAAAAAAAUUGAAAAACAGUUCAAAUGAAAAUAAAUCUGAAAGUAUUAAAACUCAUCCUCAAGCAAUCUAUACAAGUAGACUGUUAAAUUUCAAAAAUCUUCCAGAACCAGUAAAUUCAUCAGAUUUAUCAUCAUUUCAAAUUAAUUCGGAUGAUGUUCCAUCAGUAUCAGCAAAUAUAAUUUCAGAAUGCUUUGACGUUCAAUUUAGUGAAUUAGAUCUCAACGAAAUUAAUCAAGAAGAUGAUGAUUUGAAUGAUGAGUCUUAA
Molecule: messenger RNA, 1485 nt
Organism: Rhizophagus irregularis DAOM 181602=DAOM 197198
Lineage: Eukaryota; Fungi; Glomeromycota; Glomeromycetes; Glomerales; Glomeraceae
Source: RefSeq, a predicted model, not a curated record